AUGGCUAUGAAUGGUGGAGUUGGCAGCAGAAACGAAGUGGGGUGUUGGGAUAAAGAGUACGAGUUCAAAGGUGGUGGUACGGUAGCAAGGGUUGUGGUUAAAGGAUCAGGGGUGUAUCGUUCAAAAGAGGGUGGUUAUGGCGGCAAAGAAGAUGUUGAUGUUGGUGGUAAAAACGAAGGUGGAGGUGAUGGUUGUUAUGCCGACGAUGGUGGAGGUGAUGGUUGUUGUGUCGGCGACGGUGGAGUAGAAGGAGGUGGCAUCAGUGGUGUUGGAGGAGUAGGAAGAAGAAGAGGAAGUGGUGAUGGUGGAAGAGAAAGAAGAGGAGGAAGUGGUGGUGAUAGAGGAAUCAGGGGAAGAAUUGGUGAUGGUGGAGGUGGUGACGAUGAUGGUGAUGGUGGCAGAAGGGUAGGGUGGGAAGGUGGUAGGGGGAGAGGGGGACAGGUGGGAUGA
This is a messenger RNA of Solanum dulcamara, 450 nucleotides long. Its product is annotated as glycine-rich cell wall structural protein 1-like. Lineage: Eukaryota; Viridiplantae; Streptophyta; Magnoliopsida; Solanales; Solanaceae. The coding region runs from base 1 to 450 and encodes 149 amino acids. The record is from RefSeq and is a predicted model, not a curated record. The transcript has 2 exons.